AACCUUCGAAGGCUUUCUUUCCCAAAAAAAAAAAAUGACGGCGACAGCACAGGAGAGACGAGGAGAACACACACGCGCGCGAGCUUAGCCUAAAACAGAGGGGAGCCAGAGACCGCACGCCCAGCCUGCCAGCAAGAGACAGAGAGAAGAAGGAGAGAGCUGCGUGCGACGGCGGGAGGGCAAGAUGAACCCGGAAUAUGAUUACCUGUUCAAGCUGCUGUUGAUCGGAGACUCGGGCGUGGGAAAGUCGUGUCUGCUGUUGCGGUUCGCGGACGACACCUACACGGAGAGCUACAUCUCUACCAUCGGGGUGGACUUUAAAAUCCGCACCAUCGAGCUUGAUAGCAAGACCAUCAAGCUGCAAAUUUGGGACACUGCGGGACAGGAGAGGUUCCGGACGAUCACGUCCUCGUACUACCGGGGAGCCCACGGCAUCAUCGUGGUGUACGACGUCACCGACAAGGAGUCGUUCAACAACGUUAAGCAAUGGCUCCACGAGAUUGACAGGUAUGCGUGUGAAAAUGUGAACAAGUUGCUGGUGGGGAACAAGAGCGAUCUCGAGGCUAAGCGCGCGGUCACCACGGAGGAGGCCAAGGCAUUCGCGGACACGCUCGGGAUCGAGUUCCUCGAGACUUCGGCAAAGAACGCCUCCAACGUUGAAAAGGCCUUCAUGAUGAUGGCCAGCCAGAUCAAGAGCCGCAUGAAGAGCCAGCCCACGGGGGCGCCCCGCGGCGGCACGAGGCUCACCGCCUCCACACAAGUCUCGGGGGCCGGGUCGGGCGGUGGUUGUUGCUGAUUGGUCGAGGCUUGCAGAGAGAGGCCAAUGAGAGAGAGAGUCGCUACCGAGGAGUUGCUGCUGGUGUCGGUGGUGGAUUAUGCGAUCGCGACCGGGUCCCGCAGACGCUGAUCAUCACUCAACAGCAGACGGCCAGCGACGAAGCAGAAGGCUUUCUGUUUUUUUUUCCGCACCCCCCCACCCCACCGUUGUCAAUCGCUUUUAUCCCCGCCCCAGAGUAUGGGGUCGAAGUAAAACGGGGGACUUCGGUUCCCACCCGAUUUUGUCCUCGCUGCCCACCAGUCUGGUCCAGUGGCGACUGCGGAUACCGACAGGGAGGAGGCUCAGCGGCUUUUGCAUCGCUGUCGAAAAGGCAGCAGGAGGAGAAGCCUGCGGUGUUGUGGUCGAUUGAAUGAAUGCCGCAAAUGGCACUUGAAGAGUUCUCGGCCGUUGUUUGCUUUUUGGGUGGGUCCGAGGAGGCGGGCUCAGGCUUAUGUUUUUGAGGUGGGUUGGACAUACCACUUGGAUAGGGAAAGAAGGAGGUGGGACAUGGACUUCACUUUUUUCGUUUUUGUGGGUGACGUUUUUCGUUUUCGGGUAGGCGGGGAUGGCAACUAACCGGAGAAAGUUUUUAGGCACGUAGUGGACAAGCAGCAGUAGAGAGCCGCAGUAGCCCUCUUGUCCCAAAAACUUGUAAACUUGAAUGGGCACACACCCUUCCCUGCUAGCAGUAGCGUCUCUGCAACGGCCUACUUUUUGGUCCUCUUGGGGGGGGGGCGGGGAGGGGGAAGGCGUAGUUUCGAAGAAGGGAUAGUUCAGAUGAUGGGGUCAGGUUUAUGACCCUUCCCACCUUUUUUUUUUUUGGCCAAGCUCUAGCUCGAAUCUCCGGGACUUUUGGUCGGGGAGAUGCGGCAGUAUUGGAGGGAGGCUUGUUGAGUAGUUCCGUCAGCGACACAAAGAGCGGCCCCGACCUGCUGUGUGCACCCCCCUCCUUCGCUUUUUUUUGUUCUGUUGUUGCCUUUGGUAUCUUGACUUGACAUAAGUGGUUUCGCGCGCAAGGUGCGCGUAAGGUGCAUUGUUUUGUUUCUGUUGCCGGCCUGCCUCUUGCGCCACCGGUGUGAAAGGGAGUUCGGCGUUUUUUGUUCAUGCCAUCCAACUUUCGGGGGCGCCGCGAUUUCUUCUCUUGUGCCGCUUUGCGAACGAAGCGCACAGGGGAAAGGAAGGCCCGAGGCAGCAGCAGCAGCAGCCGCUGCCGCCGCCGCCGCGUAUUAUGAAAGUGUGUGUUUUUUUCGCCUGGUACGGUAUCCGCGCGCUCUGCAGAAAAGUGGCCCGGUUCGUUCAGGCUCCGAGAAAAAAAAUAAACGGUCAGAAUUCGACAAAAGAAGGAAACAGACAAACGUUUCUUCCUGAUAUUUUGACAGUUUGUUGGGCGCAGGAAAGAAAGUUCAGCGACAGGAAAGCGAUAACUUUCCUGGCGAAUGCGCGGGAGGGUAGACUGUGUACGGGUGAGAGGCACCCAGUUUUCCAUGGUAUGCACAGCCAGCCGCGUCACCAAGUCUGAUGGGUUUUUGGAAGAGGAGAGAAACAGGAACGAAAUCCACGAAAAAAAACGAAUGAGGGGGUCCUGGCUGCUGUUGUUGUUGUCUUCACAUUUAUAACCGUUCCGGUCUCCGC
This is a messenger RNA of Ectocarpus sp. CCAP 1310/34, 2449 nucleotides long. The record is from the annotation of a GenBank genome assembly. NCBI's taxonomy places the organism in Eukaryota, Phaeophyceae, Ectocarpales, Ectocarpaceae.